Silurus meridionalis is the source of this 2829-nucleotide messenger RNA. RefSeq names its product thyrotropin-releasing hormone receptor a (gene trhra). The record is from RefSeq and is a predicted model, not a curated record. NCBI's taxonomy places the organism in Eukaryota, Metazoa, Chordata, Actinopteri, Siluriformes, Siluridae. The transcript is spliced from 2 exons. The coding region runs from base 569 to 1777 and encodes 402 amino acids. Gene Ontology annotation, cellular component: membrane. Gene Ontology annotation, biological process: phospholipase C-activating G protein-coupled receptor signaling pathway. Gene Ontology annotation, molecular function: thyrotropin-releasing hormone receptor activity.
CCCCAUGAAGAAAUCAGUCAUCAGAUCGGUUGGAAAGCUGCUUCAAACUGGUGAAGGUCUCAUACGGCAAAAUUGCAGUCUGGGCUAGUUUAUAAAGAACUGGGCGGCUCUUAGCCUGAUUGCACUGGAAAGAGUCCAUGCAGUGGUGUAGGCUGUUGAAGCAUUUCUCUCUCCUGCCUACUACACCAGCGCACUGCACCGCCUGCUCUAUUAGUAUUAGUGGAGGCUUAUGGGGAGCUCAGGAAAGCCUCUGGGCGGAUACACCACCACUGCCCUCUCCACCUUAGACAAACACCAGAGAGGACUGCUUCACUUCACAUAUAUCUGGAAAUACUUUUGGACCUUCACAAGUACGUGCACUUUUCUUCAAACCAUCUGCGAUAGAAACAUCAAGGCGCUAAAACAUUUGCCGCAAACUGGUUGUGUGUAUUUGUUUUUGCGCAACACCUGGCUACUUUUAUAGACAUUUUUUUAUCAUUUGUGUCUUUGUUGAUUAUGGCUUGUGUCCCGGACUUAAAAGGUGACCGGUGAUCUUGUUAAGUUGUGAAGGACAAGAGCGGAGUGAAGAAUGGAGAAUGUGACAUUAUAUGAAAAUUAUAAUCGAACCCUCGGCGUUUGGACCGACCAAAGCAUCGAGUAUAAAGUGGUGAGUGUUUUCUUGGGGAUAAUGAUUUGCGGCGCCGGGAUCGUGGGGAACGUGAUGGUGAUCCUAGUGGUGCUCACAACCAAACACAUGCGGACUCCCACCAACUGCUACCUGGUGAGUUUGGCGAUCGCAGACCUCAUCGUGCUGACGGCGGCAGGUUUACCUAACGUUACUGAAAGCCUGUUCGGGGAGUGGGUUUACGGCUACGGCGGAUGCCUCUCUAUAACAUACCUGCAGUACCUGGGCAUCAAUGCGUCCUCUUGCUCCAUUACAGCCUUCACCGUGGAGAGGUACAUCGCCAUCUGUCACCCGAUCAAGGCGCAGUUUCUUUGCACAAUCUCCAGAGCCAAAAAGAUUAUCAUCCUGGUUUGGGCUUUCACCAGUCUUUAUUGCAUUAUGUGGUUUUGUCUGUCCGACAUAGAAAAGAAGGUCUACGACAACAUUACCUUAACCAUAUGCGCCUACAAGGUGCCAAGAGAAUUCUACAAGCCGAUAUACUUCACUGAUUUCACGUUGUUCUAUGUGGUGCCGCUCCUGCUGGCUUCCAUCCUGUACGGUCUGAUCGCCAGGAUCCUCUUUCUCAACCCUCUGCCGUCGGACCCCAAGGAAAAUGCGCAAACCAAGAGGAAAGGCUCGAGCGCAGAGAGCAAAAAGCACUCCAAGAACUCUUCAUUUGGAAGCACAGCAGCUUCGCGGAGACAGGUGACAAAGAUGCUGGCUGUGGUUGUGAUUCUCUUCGCGUUGCUCUGGAUGCCCUAUCGCACUCUGGUGGUGGUCAACUCAUUCCUAAAAUACCCCUACUCUGAUAAAUGGUUUUUGCUCUUCUGUCGACUCUGCGUUUACCUGAACAGCGCCAUCAAUCCUGUUAUCUACAAUGCUAUGUCUCAAAAGUUCCGCGCUGCCUUCCGCAAGCUGUGCCACUGCAGGCCGCAGAGCUCACAGAAGCCGGCUACAUACAGCAUGGCCUUAACUUACAGUGUAAUCAAGGAGACCUCCAAUGGACAGAGUCCAGACCACUACCCCACAGAAAUGGAAGAGCUUCCAGGGCCUACAAAUGAAUUUCUGCCAGGACGAAAGAAGCUUCCUUAUAAAGAGUCCUCACUUUCAGACAGCAUGUUAUCUACAGCCUAGUUUUAUGGAUAGUUUAUAACCAAUAAUAAAAAAAAAUAAGUCUUACUUUUCACUGUUGAAAAAAAGGACCAAAUAUAUUCUAAUAUUACAUAAUGCUUCUGAGGUGUUUUAAACCUUCAGCAGAAUGUUGUAAUAUUGCAGGCUAAACAUCUACAGACAUGACCCUGAAGUCUUUUCUUUAUAGACACGGUGUUAAAUAAAUUAAAAGGCGGACAAUGCACAAGAAAGCUCCUAAACUGUCCUGCUCAGAUAAUAAACAGCUUUGUGCUCAAAGCCCAACUCAUAUGGUUUAAUACAAUUUCAGCACAAUGUACCAAUGUUAAACACCUCACCCCAGAGAGACUUGUUACAGCGCUGGUUGUCAUGUUUACAUUCCACUGAGAUAUCAGAGAUGGUUUGCUGUAUUUGCAGUAAAAAUAGAUAGAAAUAUCAAGCCUACAUUCUAGGUCAUUUAUUUCAUGUUACAAGUCAUGUUAAUUCUGAUCUGAUAUUGCUUUGAAUGCUUGAAAGAAUGUUACCUUAAAAAUAGAAUGUUCCCAGGUAAAACAUACAGUAUAGUGUCAUUGUGUUAGCAUGAUUAGACAAAAAAGUUCAGCUGCAUAUAUACAUAUAAGACAAAAAAUAAGAGAGAGAAUGCACAUACUGGUCAAUCGUAUUUCGUUAUGUAAAUGUUAUUUAAAGUGAAGUUGGUUGGUAUGGCAGUGUAAUAUUUUAUUAUUUUGUUUUAUUUUUAUUUUAACUGUAAUGUGUGCAGCUUUAAAUGCAAGUUUGUGUUCCUGACUGUUGUCUUUAAAAUCUUGGUGUUAAAAUCUUUAUAUAGGUUAUAAUAAUAUUGAUGCUCUGUGAUAAAUGUUCUAGUGAGAGAAAAUGUUCUCAACACAGACUCUGGAUAACGUUUGAAAUGUAGAAUAUUGUGCAGUGGGUAGUCACCAAUCUUUGUAGUUUAUUGGGUGAAUGUUCUAAGUAUUUACAAGAUAGUUCUUUCUGUUGUAUAGUAAAUAUUUAUAUUUUGUAAAAUGCGCUUUGUCUUGAAUAAAUUAAUAGAAUGGGAA